AUGCGUACUGCUAGCCACCUCGCCCCGCCCCGCGCACUGCCCUUCUUCCUGCGCUUGCUCAGGACCGCAGGCGCAGUUCGUCUGCGCCUGCUGAACCUCGGGGCUCCGGCGCAGGUGCGUGAGCCCCCCACUCCCGCCUUGGGAGGCUGGACCACCGAGCAGGUCCAGCAGAGUAAGAAGGUUUACAACUUAGCGAGGACCCAGACGCUGCGCCUGGGGUCAGUAGUGAGGCCCCGUGCCUGCGUGGUGUGCGGCCCGGGCCUGCGGCGCUGCGGAGACCGCCUGCUGGUCACUAAGUGUGGACGGCUGCGCCACAAGGAGCCCGGCGGGGGCGGAGGCGGCGUGUAUUGGGUAGACUCCCAGCAGAAACGAUAUGUCCCUGUUAAAGGAGACCAUGUGAUAGGUAUUGUGACUGCUAAAUCUGGUGACUUGUUCAAGGUUGAUGUUGGAGGAAGUGAACCAGCUUCUCUGUCUUAUUUGGCAUUUGAAGGAGCAACCAAAAGAAACAGACCAAAUGUGCAGGUGGGAGAUCUCAUUUAUGGCCAAUUUGUUGUUGCCAAUAAAGACAUGGAACCAGAGAUGGUCUGUAUUGAUAGCAGUGGAAGAGCAAAUGGAAUGGGUGUAAUUGGACAGGAUGGCCUAUUGUUUAAGGUGACGCUGGGUUUAAUCAGAAAGCUUUUAGCUCCUGAAUGUGAAAUUAUCCAGGAGACAGGAAAACUCUACCCACUGGAAAUCGUAUUUGGAAUGAAUGGAAGAAUAUGGGUAAAAGCAAGAACCAUUCAACAGACUUUAAUUCUUGCAAAUGUUUUGGAAGCCUGUGAACACAUGACAACAGAACAGAGAAAGCAGAUAUUUUCCAGGCUGUCAGAAAGUUGAUGCUGCUUCUCUGCUUCAUUCUUUUAUGUGGAAUAUGAUAUGAACUAGUGGCAAUACUGACAGUUUUAUAAGAACAUUUUCAUAUUCAGAUGAAACCUUUCCUUAUCACUUCCUCAGGAUAAUGUACAAUAAAAAAUUUUUUUUGAAA
This is a messenger RNA of Trichosurus vulpecula (common brushtail), 1024 nucleotides long. Its product is annotated as exosome complex component RRP40-like. The record is from RefSeq and is a predicted model, not a curated record. The transcript has 3 exons. Bases 1 to 876 code for a protein of 291 amino acids. Lineage: Eukaryota; Metazoa; Chordata; Mammalia; Diprotodontia; Phalangeridae. Gene Ontology annotation, cellular component: cytoplasmic exosome (RNase complex); nuclear exosome (RNase complex). Gene Ontology annotation, molecular function: RNA binding. Gene Ontology annotation, biological process: nuclear polyadenylation-dependent rRNA catabolic process; poly(A)-dependent snoRNA 3'-end processing; U4 snRNA 3'-end processing.